CAAACCCCAUUAUACUUCUUUCAACUGUUUCAAACUAUAUUUUAUUGGGCUUCUCCUUUUCUCACACCAUUCAUCUUCAAACCUCUGUAACCAACAUUUGUUGCACUAUAAAAUUUGACGUUUUCUUCUUCCCAUGAUCUCUAUAUAAGCAUUCCAAUUAACAUACCACUGUACAUCAAUACUACUUCUAGCUUCUCCAUGGCAGCUCAAGUUUUCAUGGUAUCGGAUUAGUUCGAAUUCCAACAGCUGAAUCUGGAAAUAUUGGUGUUGGAAAGACAAGCGCUUUUCAUCAUCAUCUUAUAAUAUUUUGGAGAUUUGUCAUAUAUAUAAUCUGACACUUUUUUAAGAAUGGACGGUUUGGGUUGGGAUGAUGGCUCACAAGUACUUGUAACAAACGCAGCAUCCAUGUGGAGUAAUAAUCAUCAGCAACAUGUUGAAGAAACCUUUGUUUUACAUCCAAUCGGGGAGCUGCAAGAGCCUCAAACAUCUCAAUUCUGUCCUUCCACUUUGAUCAAUAGGCCUUCCAAUAUCAUCAACCCUUUGAGCAGUUUCAUGUCUGAUUUCAGCCUCGCAAAACAAUCACAAACUGGCAAGGCUCCGGCAACAACAUGCUCUCUUGAGUCUCUGGAUUGCCUGCUGUCGGCUGCCAAUAGCAAAUCAGACACGUCGGUGGAAGAUGACAGAAUUUCCAUGAUUUUCUCCGACUGCAGAAACUUAUGGAACUUCGGUUCUGGCGGCAGUACUGCUGCAGUUUCGUCAGGGGAAUCCGAGAAUACUGCUCCCAAUUAUGUGAGAAACAAAGACAUGAACUGCAAAGUGAGUGAGCUGGACGAGGCAGUGUCUCAAACAUCCUCGGAUCUUUAUGUCAACAACCAUGGAAAGUUUCAAAUCAUAUCUGAGAAUCCGCCAAAACCGAAGAAACCCAGAUCGGAGAAGAGUCCGAGGACAUCCAACAUCAACUUCCAACAGACAAAUUCAUCGGUGUCCUCUUCCAUGGAGGAGCCUGAUCCAGAGGCCAUUGCACAGAUGAAGGAGAUGAUUUAUCGGGCCGCGGCUUUUAGGCCGGUGAACUUAGGCCUGGAGGUGGUGGAGAAGCCGAGGAGGAAGAAUGUGAGAAUAUCAAUGGAUCCUCAAACUGUGGCAGCAAGGCAAAGGAGGGAGAGGAUUAGUGAGAGAAUUAGGGUUUUGCAGAGGCUGGUCCCCGGUGGGAGCAAGAUGGACACUGCAUCAAUGCUUGAUGAGGCUGCAAACUACCUCAAGUUUCUCAGGUCACAAGUCAAAGCACUAGAAAAUCUAGGCCACAAACUUGACUCAAUCAAUUGUCCCUCUACUGACUUUGCUUUUUCUUUCAACCCCUCGUUUCCCAUGCAAAUCCAUUUACCACUCCAAAACCCUAACCAUAUCCACCAUUCAACCGGUUGAUCACAAUGUUAUUUAGUAGACUGUUGUACGACUAGGAUAACGUGGCAGUAAAAAUUAACUUUGG
This is a messenger RNA of Corylus avellana, 1486 nucleotides long. Its product is annotated as basic helix-loop-helix (bHLH) DNA-binding superfamily protein. The record is from RefSeq and is a predicted model, not a curated record. NCBI's taxonomy places the organism in Eukaryota, Viridiplantae, Streptophyta, Magnoliopsida, Fagales, Betulaceae. Gene Ontology annotation, molecular function: protein dimerization activity; DNA-binding transcription factor activity. Gene Ontology annotation, biological process: regulation of DNA-templated transcription.